AUGUGCACCUCAUUAUCCCCAAAUAGAUGGUUCGUUUUCGUCCUCUUGCUUUGGAACUGCCUUUAUGUACAAGCAAAAGUCGAUCAAGAACCCCGGUCAACAGCCCUUUGCUCAAAUGUAAACAAUACCUUUGAGAAGCCCUCAAUUUCAAGCAGAUCCCAAAAUGCAAGUGCAAUCGAAACAACAGACAAGAUAAUAGCAGCUUAUAACCUCUCCGAUCUCCCGCAUAUUUGCUUUAGUUUUCACGUCCCCAUGCGUGCUUUUGCCUUUGAUACAGAAGCACCCGAAAUGCUUUUCAACAGCGAGGAUGCGUUAAAUAUUUAUCCCCCUUUGAAUUGCAGCGAAAUUGGGGCCAAGGUUAAUUUUUCAUGCUUCUGCGAAAAUGAAACUGCACAUUUGUACCUUCCUAUGGCUUCAAAUUCAGGAACCGGAAAUUCCCACUUGAGGCCACAACCUGCACCAUGUUCUUGCCUUGAAUCAUCUAAGCUAAACAUUCCCGGACCAAACCUUAAUUACUGGUCUAAUGAAACUCGAGCUGAUUCGCAUCAAAGUGUUGAUGGCACGCCAAAUCAAAUUUUGCACCAAAACUUUCCCAUUGCCAUUGAUUACAAAUUGGCUAACGAAAACUUGAUAGCAUUCACGUUGGAAGGGGCAAAGUUGAGCAAGCCGCUCCGUGUUGUUGCAGCGUAUCUUCCCUCAUGGCUGGUUUACCAAAAAGUCCCACAAAGUGCACUUGAUUUCAAAGACAAAAUCUCCAAACUAACCCACUUGAUCUAUUGUUUCGCUGGUAUUGACCCCGAAAAUGGGGCUGUCUCGUUCAAACCCAACGAAUAUGCGCAUUAUGAGUGGAAUUCCAUUAGCGAUGAAGAAUUGUCCUCCGAACAGGAUGUUCCUGAAUUUCGGGGAAACUUCAUUGCUUUAUGGAAGGUUAAAAAGCUUAAUCCGCUGUUAAAGCUUGGAUUUUCCAUCGGAGGCUACGUAUAUUCUACAUCUUACUCUUCACUUAUUUCCGAUGCAAAGUGUAGGAUAGAAAUUGUCAAGUCCAUAAAAAGGCUUUUGGUGGAAGAAUUCCCGUUUUUUGAUUUCGUUGAUUUUGAUUGGGAACAUUUGAAAACGCCGCUUGAUGCCGUGUAUUUUGCAGAGAUCCUCUUGCUACUGAAACUUUCUUUAGAGGGCACUGGAAAGCAAAUUACGAUGGCCGUUCCUUUUGGGAUAGAAACUUUCCUCACAUCCGGGAAUGGAUUUCCGCAUCAAGAAAUAUUAAAUCGAUGCGUUGAUUUAUUUUUUGUGAUGACUUAUGAUUAUGCUGGCAGCUGGAGCGAAAAAUCGGGCCACAAUUCUCCAUUCUCGGCUGUGAAAAAAUCUAUAUCCUCCCUUUUUGGUGUAUUGGACACCUCCAAAAUCGUCCUUGGCAUCCAAAUAAGCGGAAAGAUCUUUUACAACUGCUCUGGUUUCAAUCAGCCAUUCUCAAAUGUUUACGUUCAGAAGAAUGUGGAUCCCAGUCCCACCAGCAAACAAAAACUCUCACACAUCUUAUCUCUCUCAAAUUCAGCAAAAUACCAGGGGACCUCAAAGAAUUCUGGUGUGUUAAGUGCAUCAAACCCUAAAAAUCAUAUUGUGGCAGGUAGUCUUGCCAAAGGGAGCGCAAAUGAAGAUAUCGACCCUCGUUUGCUUGGGCUGUUAAACCCAUCCAUUACAGGCGAAAAUGGCGAUCACAACAUCAAUUUGCCUCAAAAUAUACCAUACACAAAUAUCAUGAAAAUCAUUCAAACUUGUCCCGAUUUAAUUGCCCGUGCAGUGUUUUCGAAUGACGCUUACAUAUUGCUAAGACUCUCGAAAACAUCUAAAAGGACCAUUCUUAUUACAUAUAUUUCGAGACUAGAUGUUAUCGAAAGGGCUCGACUAGCUUCUAAGAAUGCAUUGGCCGGAAUGUUUUUUUGGGAGAUCAGUAAUGACCUUUCCGGAGACAACUCCAAUGCAUCUCUUAUGGGUGCUGUUUAA
This is a messenger RNA of Mitosporidium daphniae, 2001 nucleotides long. RefSeq names its product chitinase. Bases 1 to 2001 code for a protein of 666 amino acids. The record is from RefSeq and is a predicted model, not a curated record. Gene Ontology annotation, cellular component: extracellular region. Gene Ontology annotation, molecular function: chitin binding; chitinase activity. The transcript has a single exon. Lineage: Eukaryota; Fungi; Microsporidia. Gene Ontology annotation, biological process: carbohydrate metabolic process; chitin catabolic process.